UCAUGUCGCAUCAUGUUGGAUUUUCCGCGCCGAGAAUUGCAAAGUGCAAAUAGGAAGAAGUCGAAAAUAGUUUCGAGUAAAUACAUGCAUAAGUACAUGUGCACGUGUGUAUACAAAAAAUCGCAAAGUUCCACACACAAAGCUACAGUAAAUGGGCAUAAAUCUUGUGGCAAGCCGUCCGUCAGUAAAUCAUUAAAUUAGUAGCCCCACCAACACACUCGCAUUUGUACAUCUGUUGUGUUGUGUGUGCCAGUGAGCGAAAGAAGAAGCUAAAGGAAGUGAAAUUGGCGGCAGUUUGACCGAAACAACAACAAGAAAAACAAAAACAACUCUUGCAACACACACACUCACGCACAAAAUUGAUUCGCGUUCGUCAUCAGUCGUCGGUUUCGGUCCUUCCCGUCCCCGUUCCCCUUCCCGCUUUCCACCCCCCCAGAGACCCGUGAACCAUUGUGACAUUUGAUUUAUUUGACGUGUGUGUUUUUGAUAGAAGCCCAACACGAAACUGACACGCACACACACACUCCCCAAAAGAGAGACGGUCGAGAAUAUUUGUACAAUAUUUGUGAAACGAAAAUAAAAUCUUUUUUUUUUGCGCGCAUUGUAUGUUUGGAAGUGAACACAAAUAAUAUACAAAACACAGCACAGGCUCCAAGAACAAAUCUCUCGCUAUCGAUGAGCAGACGGAAUUAAUUGUUAAUCUAAGCGAUCUGUUCGGAAAGUGAAACCCGAAAAAGUUCAACAAAAUGAUGCUACACGAGGCUGUCAUGCUGGAAAUCUAUCGCCAGGCGUUGAGUGCAAGCGAGUUGGCCAGUCCGCGCUGCCAGUCCAGGGAGUCGACCGCUUCAGCCGGAGUCGGAGCAGCGCCUAGCGAUGCGCGAUGUCCCUCAAAUGAGUCCCACUGUUCAGCAAAUGAUUGCCUGACCCCGGCUCCUACGCCUACUCCAACGGCCACGCCCACCUCUCCGCACUCGGUGGGCCUCCCUCUGACCGCCACACUUCCCCCCGCAGCUGCCGCGGCUCUGCUUCCCCCACAGUCUGCUGCGAUGGCCGCAUACCUGGCUGCCGCCCAGCAGAAUCAUCUGCUGCUGACGAAUCCCCUGGCUGCAGCAGCUUCUCUGGUCCAGCAUGCGACUCAACAAGCGGCGGCUGAGAAUGGGGAGCCGCCGGCCCUUGAUUUCAGCAGAAAGCGUCCGACUAGCGACGGGGAGGACGAGGAGGAGGAGGAAGAGGAGCAGGAACAAGAUCCUGAGCCGGAUGUCCAGGGUGACAAUGGUCCCUUGGAUCUCUCCGUUAGCACGAGAAAUAGGGAAGGCGACAGGGAUUCCCCUCCACCCAGAAAGAUUCCAAGGAAUAUCUCUUCUGAAUACAAAUCCCCUCUGCCACCUGGAAGCUGGGUGCCCCCAAUCAACCCUUACCUAGCAGCUGUGGCGGCCAAAACCGGAGGAUUGGGUAGCUCAAAAUUGGUACCCAACGAGGCCAGCAAGGCGCUGGAGAAAAUGACCGAGAUGAGCCGCCUGGAAACAUCCCCACCAAAUCUAAGCAGGAGCUCUGGCAUCACAUCAUCUUCGGGAUCAGGAGCGGUGGCAGGAAGCAGUAGCAGUUCCAGCUCCGGCGGUCGCCACAGUGCCUGGCAAUCGCAUUGGUUAAACAAGGGUGCCGAUGCCGCCAAGGAUGUAUUUAAAUGUGUGUGGUGCAAGCAGAGCUUCGCUACCUUAGCCAGCCUAACCACCCACAUGAAGGAGACGCAGCACUGCGGCGUGCAGAUACCCUCGCCGUCAUCGUCAUCCGGGGGAGUGUGUGCUCCCGCAGCGCCACCACCUUCCAGACUUCCUACUAAUUCCGCCUCGAAUUCCGCCUGCUCCAGCAGUAGUAGCUCCACGUCCAGCUCCUCCAACUCCUCGAAGUCAGAGUUGAAUAUGCUGAUCAAGGAAACGAUGCCGCUACCUAGGAAACUGGUUAGAGGUCAAGAUGUUUGGUUGGGAAAGGGUGCGGAGCAAACACGCCAGAUCCUCAAGUGCAUGUGGUGCGGUCAGAGUUUCCGAUCUCUGGCCGAGAUGACCAGCCACAUGCAGGAGACGCAGCACUACACAAAUAUUAUCUCCCAAGAGCAAAUAAUAUCCUGGAAGUCUGGAGACGAGAGAGAAAGACCUUCAAAUGGUGGCGGCGCGGCAACUGGUGUGGCUCCCUCCUCAGCUGGCCCUCCUUCUUCUUCGUCCAGUGGAACAGCCGCCGCGGUCAGUGCCGUGCUCACAUGCAAAGUGUGCGAUCAAGCUUUUGGCACCCUGAAGGAACUAAGUACGCAUAUGGCCCAGCAAUCGCACUACAAAGAGUCGCCGUCGUCUUCUGUUUCGCCACCAGCACCCGGUUCUGGAAACUCGAAGAAGGGGAGGCAAACUCGCAAUGAGAAGAGAAAAAAGUCACUGCCGGUAAGAAAGCUCCUGGAACUUGAACGGUCGGGCUCAAACUCUAGUCUGGAUUCAGCUUUGAAACCACUAAGAGAUUUCGCAGCAGCCACCAAAAUCACCUGUGAGAAAUGUGGCAGUAAAAUAGAAACUGCAUUGUUCGUGGAGCACAUUAGAAAAUGCUUAGGCGAGAGUAUACCCAUUCCACCCAGGCGAUCUAACCAGGGAUUGGAUCGUUUGCCCAGCCCAAUUUCAGGAAUUGGGAGUGAGAAGCCGCCUUCUGUUUUGAAUGCGCUAGAGCAACUUAUCGAAAAAAGCUUUGAAUCGAGGGGCGGAAGAACGAUGACACCAGGUGGUUACUCCGAAGCCGGGACGCCACUGGGAGCUAGUAUCCUUAAGCGUUUGGGCAUCGAUGACAGCAGUGACUAUACGAAGCCUCUUAUGGACGCCCAGGCAAUACACCUUCUGCGAUCCUCCUACGGUUCUAGGGACCGCAGUGCCAGUGAAUCCAGUUCGGCCAGCAGAGUGGAAUCGUCCUACACACCGGAUAGGCAGCAAGCCACGCCACGAAGAACACCGGAUACGCCAGCACCGCCACCACCACCGCCGCCGCCGCCCACCAUUAAGGCGGAGCCCGUGGAGACGGAUCUAUCGGCAUGUGAAGAUCGGGAGGUUAGUAGCAGUCCUCGGCAACAAAUCCACGUGAAAAAGGAGUUCAGCAUGGAGGCGAAUCCGGAGAGUCCUGGACCUCAGACAGCAAAGGCUGGAGCAGACAGUGGCAGCUUGCUGGCCUUAAACUCCAUGUUCGAUCAGCUGAGUGGCGGGGAAGCCAACAACAAUAACAAUACGGGACACUACAACAACAACAAUCCGUCAAACAACACUUCAGGCAAGAAACCGAAGGCUCAUCCCCUGGCAGCUCUGCAAAAACUCUGCGACACAACGGAUCCACCUGCCUCAAACACUCGCAGUGGCUCCUCCAGCGGAUCAGCGUCCGCAUCAGCUGCGAUCCCUUCCACUAACGGAAGUGAUCUUGUGGCCUUUAGCUGGGCUUGUAAUGAGGCCGUUUUGAGUGCUAGCAGUGGCGGAGGUUCUGGCGGUGACUCGUCGAUCAUCAAGUGCUCCUUCUGUGAUACGCCCUUCGGGUCGAAGGGCGCCUACCGCCACCACUUGUCCAAGGUGCACUUCGUGAAGGAUGCGGGUGAGGAGUCGCCGAGGCUCAAGUCGCCGGCGGCCCAGAGCCCGAAAUCAGUGCCAACGGCUUCGCCCAAAAGAUCUGCUUCCAGAAGUCCGGCAACGCAGUCCAACUUGCAGCAGCCCGCUCUAUCGCCAACUAUCAAUCCAUACGACGAGAGUCCGCAGUCAAAGUUCCUUAAGUAUACGGAGCUGGCCAAACAGCUGUCCUCAAAAAAUGCCUAGAAGUCUCAUUAGGGGAAGAGAGACCCUAGGAGUCCCACACAAUUCUUGUUGAUUAAAAAUCAUUUGAAAGGCACCCAAAAGUAUGCACCCCAGACACGGCCAAAAUUUGUAAAUUUCAAUUCCACAAGCUUUUUUGUGUGGGAUGCCAUCUGUUGUAAAGUAAUACUUCGUUUGUUUAGUUAUAUAUAAAACUUUAAUUAAUAUCACAAGAAUUGAACUUAGAUAGAUAGCAUCAUGGAGUGAUCUCAUUUAUAUUACCAAAGUUGUACUAUUAUCAUGGAAAAGACUUUUCAAAUAUUUUAUUUUUGUUUUACAUAUUUUAAAUAUUUUGUAAUCUAGGUUUAUCAACAUUACCAUUUCGGAAUUUUCCUUUAGAUAUCCGAUCUUAAAAGGUAUUUUGACUGCGUAUAAGUUAAAUUGGUAAAAGGAGAAGAUAUUUAUUCAAUAAUAAAUAAAUGCCCAACUCGAAACUCAGUUCUAACAAGAGCGCACUCAUUUGUGAUCAGCUCGCCGAGAGAGUAUUCUUGCUCAUAAAUGCUCCUGCUCUCCCGUGAUUUCCCCAAUCACUUGCAGGCGCUCUUUCGAAUGUCGCUGCACACUCACACUUGAAGCAAUUUCCCCUGCUUUUGCUGAAUUUGUUUCCCCACUCUCUCUCGUUCUCCGAUUUUCCCCUUUGGAACGCUAGCUUUUUAUUGUUUCCCAAUCGGACAUCAUGCCGUCGCAGUCGCUCGUGCGAGCGAGAGAGCCGGCAUACUCUGGGAGUAAAUUCAAUUACCACCACUUUGACGAACUGCUGUCCAUCAAGGCGCGUCGGACAGAGAUGGCAAUAGUAACAGGCGGGAGGCGGAGGCGACGACACGAGCUCGUCAAAGUUGGAUUGGAUAAGGCGAGGCAAAAACAACAACAACGGUCGAGUGGGUGGGUGGAGAGCACAAAAGAGCGAGGGACACUAUGUGGAUUGAGUGGAACGGGUUUUCGAGUGCAAUGGGUGAGUGAAACGUCGUAUGAAGCGUGCCAAAUAGGAUUCUUUAAUUUAAAUUUAACAGACUACGUGUAGUUCUAAGCAAGUAAAUCGCUAGACCUAAGCAAAUACAACUACAAACACAGCAACGCAGUAUACGUAAAAAACCUACACUAGGAGAAAAAUGUUAACCUCAACUCCCGACGGAAUACUUAAUCGAAUGCAUUAAUUAAAGUGUACAUAUUUAGCAAAUAGCAUUUUCCUUCCAUAUGUCUACAAAGAAUAUCAAUACACUUACAAAAAAACUUUGCAUAUAUCUUAAAAAGUCUUAAAUCAAAAUGUAGCCGCAGCAAACGCAAGUAUACGAACAAGUUUUAAAAAUUAUAAAUAUAUACUUAAAAGCUAUUUACACGCCCAUGUAUACCAAGAACUCGAACUCUCAACAAUAACACCCGAGAAUUCUAAAUAUUUAACCUAAGAAUUAAACCUAAGAACAAAACAAAAACUUUGCAGAAUGUAUAACAUUUUAAUAUUAACAAUAACAAAAAGUAUGUAUCAUUGACGAAAGUAAUUAGAUAUAUGAUAUUACUAUAACUAUGUAUACGACUUCUAUUUGAGUUUUGUGAUAUUAUUUAUAAAACGAGACCUUUCGCUUUCUGUCGCCACAUCCCCACUUCUUAAGUAAAUGUCCUUCGAACUAAUACCCUGUAACACACUUCCCACCCCGAGUCCUCUAGAUCGUAAAAGUAAGUUAUUUAAUGCAAUAAAGGCUCAGCAUCCGAAAUACAAUCUACAUACGUGAUUUUCUUCUCUCUACGAAACCAGAAAAAACGAUAAUACAGACAUGCAUAUGUACGUGGUCUUUGACUAAUUGAAUAUAUUGAUUCGAAAUUCCAAAAGAAACUAUUAGAAAACUAAAGAGUUGAAUAAAACAU
Messenger RNA from Drosophila kikkawai, 5720 nucleotides. RefSeq names its product zinc finger domain-containing protein tiptop (gene tio). Gene Ontology annotation, biological process: regulation of transcription by RNA polymerase II. Gene Ontology annotation, molecular function: DNA-binding transcription factor activity, RNA polymerase II-specific; DNA binding. The record is from RefSeq and is a predicted model, not a curated record. Lineage: Eukaryota; Metazoa; Arthropoda; Insecta; Diptera; Drosophilidae. Gene Ontology annotation, cellular component: nucleus.